AUUACAUUCUCACUGUGACAAUCGACAAAUCAUCAUAAUCUCAUAUUAGUUUGAUCUCGAUUGAACCAAUUGUCAGAUUAGGUUCUUUUGGAGUGAAUUGGGAGUUCUUGUUUUCUUCGUAGAGUUAAAUUGGAAUGGGUAAUCUGGUAAAUCCUUGCAGAGAGAGAUCCGUCGGUACUCUGAAGAACGGAAGAAUGGGCUUUAUAAAAACGGUUUCCCUGCGUUUUCCUCCAUUUCUCUUCUGUGUCGAGGAACCUCCCUCUCCCCAUUGGUUCUUCUGAAAUCUUGAAACAGGGAGCUUCUCCUUUUCUUCUUGUUCAGUCACCUUCCUCUCUGCUUUCACAACUGUGUAUCUUUCAUCCAGGUAACUCUCUAAUCUUCUUGAUCUCCAUUGUUCCCAUCCCUUCCCCUGCUUCUAAUUGCGCGCAUUGAACCAUUCAUUUCUGCCGGCUACAUUGGAUCUCUCGCUUAGAGCUCCGACCACCGCUUUCUUUUCUUAACCCCCUGUUUUGAUUUUUCCAGUCGUUUCACGAUCUGGGUCUCCCAGAUCUGACGCGCAUCGCAUUGAAAUCGGGAAUAAAGAUGGAUUCUUUCGCUCGUUUGAAGAUCUGGGGUUUCGCCCUUUUGCUGAUUCUCCAAUUGGGAGAUGGGUUCUAUCUCCCCGGAAGUUACCCUCACAAGUACGGCGUCGGCGACUCUCUGUCGGUCAAAGUGAACUCCAUCACUUCAAUUGAAACAGAGAUGCCGUUCAGCUACUACAGCUUGCCCUUCUGCAGACCUACGGAGGGCGUCAAGGAUAGCGCUGAGAAUCUGGGGGAGAUUCUGAUGGGAGAUAGAAUCGAGAACUCACCAUACAAGUUCAAGAUGUUCACCAACGAGACCGAGAUCUUCCUCUGUCAGACGAAGCCCUUGUCGGCCGACGACUUCAAGCUUAUGAAGGAGAGGAUCGACGAGAUGUACCAGGUGAAUUUGAUCCUUGAUAAUUUGCCUGCAAUUAGGUAUACUAAGAAGGAAUCGUUUAUGGUGAGGUGGACUGGUUACCCUGUUGGGAUCAAAGUUCAGGAUGCUUAUUACCUCUUCAACCAUUUGAAGUUCACUGUUCUUGUUCACAAGUAUGAGGAAGCCAACAUGGCUCGUGUGAUGGGAACUGGAGAUGCAGCUGAGAUGAUUCCCACUGGUGGAACUCCGGGAUCAGAGACCCCGGGUUACAUGGUUGUAGGGUUUGAGGUUGUUCCAUGUAACUUUGUCCACAAUGCCAAGUCUUUGAAGGAUGUGCAGAUGUAUGGUAAAUACAAGUCUCCGAUCAAGUGCGAUCCUACAACCGUAGCCCUCCCGAUCAAGGAGAAUGAGCCGAUUGUUUUCACCUAUGAGGUUACAUUCCAGGAGAGUGAUAUCAAAUGGCCUUCAAGAUGGGAUGCUUAUCUCAAAAUGGAAGGUUCGAAGGUCCAUUGGUUCUCAAUCAUGAAUUCUAUGAUGGUGAUCACAUUCCUUGCCGGUAUUGUCCUUGUAAUCUUCUUGAGAACAGUGAGGCGUGAUCUCACCCGUUAUGAGGAGCUCGACAAGGAAGCUCAAGCUCAGAUGAACGAGGAGCUGUCCGGGUGGAAACUCGUGGUGGGUGAUGUUUUCCGUGCCCCAACAAACUCGGCACUUCUAUGUGUUAUGGUGGGGAAUGGAGUUCAGAUCCUGGGAAUGGCUGUUGUCACUGUCUUGUUUGCUGCUCUAGGGUUCAUGUCACCAGCUUCUCGUGGUACCCUCUUAACCGGUAUGCUAGUCUUCUUCAUGAUCCUUGGAAUUGCAGCAGGAUAUGCAGCUGUUCGACUGUGGAGAACAAUGGGAUGUGGUGAUGGUAAAGGAUGGGCUUCAGUUUCCUGGAAAGUUGCCUGCUUUUUCCCAGGGAUCGCAUUUGUGAUCCUAACGACUCUCAACUUCCUUCUGUGGGGAAGUCACAGUACAGGCGCAAUCCCAUUCUCUCUCUUCGUCGUCCUAAUCCUUCUCUGGUUCUGCAUCUCUGUUCCGCUAACCCUGAUUGGAGGGUACUUCGGAGCAAGGGCACCCCACAUCGAGUACCCAGUUCGCACCAACCAGAUCCCAAGAGAAAUCCCAGCUCAAAAGUACCCGUCUUGGCUCCUAGUUCUCGGAGCUGGAACCCUACCUUUCGGCACCCUCUUCAUCGAGCUCUUCUUCAUCAUGUCGAGCAUCUGGAUGGGCCGAGUUUACUACGUGUUCGGGUUCCUCUUGAUCGUGUUCAUCCUUCUGGUUGUGGUUUGUGCUGAGGUGUCACUUGUCUUGACCUACAUGCACCUGUGCGUGGAGGACUGGAAGUGGUGGUGGAAAUCUUUCUUCGCUUCUGGCUCGGUCGCCAUCUACAUCUUCUUGUACUCCAUAAACUACCUGAUAUUCGACCUCAAGAGCUUGAGUGGACCAGUUUCUGCAACUCUUUACCUGGGCUACUCAUUGCUGAUGGUUCUGGCAAUCAUGUUGGCUACUGGCACAGUCGGGUUCCUGUCGUCGUUCUGGUUCGUGCAUUACUUGUUCUCGUCAGUUAAGCUGGAUUGACCGGCUUGUGCAGCGAUGUUUUCAUCAUCCAGAGGUGAAGAUCAGAAGAUGCAUCAGCAGCUCUUUACAACAGUAGUAGUCUACUGCGUUUUCUUCUCUCUUUUGAGUUGCCUUCUAUUUUGUUUUACUUUUGGUAGGGAAGAGUAAGUACCAAUGUAGUAGGAAUAAAUUUUCGCGUAAUUCUUUUCUUCUUCUUCUUCUUCUUCUUCUUCUUCUUCUUCUUCUUCUUCUUCUUCCUGUUUUUGUUUGUCCUUAGAAGGUGACUUUCAUGGCGUGUUACAGAGUUUUCAUGUUACACAUAGUUGGGCAAAUCAUAACCCCAGUAUGUACUGAACAAUUACCCGAUUCCAGAGAAGUCAGGAAUUACUUCAACAACUAGUAUACCUUUAGCUCAUCAUAAAUCAAGGCGACAUUUGUUCUGAAACAUUUACAGCUGCUAUACGCUGGAAACAAUGGUCUGCAUAUGAAUCUCAUCAACCAGAAACCUAUCCAUGGCUGAGGUUUUAGCGAAAAGAACAACCUUUUCCACACAAUCAUCUCUCCAGGGAGAACAGCAUAACAUUCCCACAAUCUCUCUAACUUCUACAACAGAAAUGGGAAUAAACAGGAAUUCCAGUCUGCAUAAUCAAAGAGUAAUCAGGAAAUAACGGAAACAUACCUCAUAUACUACCAAAAGCUUCGAACUUUAUUUCAUAAGUGGUGUAUAAGAGAGAGGUUACUACAUGGAUGAAAGCAGAAAACCCAGAAUCCCAAGAACCUCGACACAAUGAGGUUACAGAGAGCAAAAGGUUACAGAUAGUUACUUGUAAUGACUACAUUUACAACACAGAAGUAUCCUAAUUAACCUCACAAUUACUGAAGCAAAACUACCCAUCUAACCAUUCCCCUGUUUCAACCAUUGAUGGAGGAGAAUCUCAGCUUCAACUUCCACCUCCCCUCCAAUAUGGCACUUCCCACCAAAUUGCUUGAGCUCUGAUCAGCCUUCCUCUUGAAAAAAUAAAGGAGUGAUCACAAGCUUCUUGUCACCAAGCAAUCAACAACAACAGCAGCAACGAAAACACCAACAACAAGAAAACAUCACCAUCUACCAAAUCAUCAUCUCUGAUCCUUCGAUCUUCUCAUCGAUCACCAAAUUAAACUAGAUUCAGCCUCAGUAAUCGCCGGAGAUCAGUAUUAGCAUCCCCAACCCCACCUUUUCUAAAAAACGCCGGCACAGGUAGCGAGCUCGGAGGCGGCGAGGUGAAAAACGCCGAACCUGCAUACAUCACAUCCACGGCUUUAUUAAACUCCUCCUUCCGAACCGUCUCCGGCUCCGGCCCGAACCGAUCCGUCGAUCCCAAUCCCAAAUCCACCAACUUCUUCCCCUCCUGCUUCCGAUGGAUGUUUGGUGAGGAAGGGGCAAUUUCGUUACUCCAAUCGGAAUUUUCGUGGUUGAAGGCGGUUUUUAUUUCAGUUGUUGACUGAGCCGACUCUAGUUAGGCCCAUCGUGAAAAUCAUUUGGGCUUUGUUAUUGGACUGGAUAAACUUUCGACGGGCUUUUAAUGGAUUUGAGCCGGGGCCCAAGAUUCACUUUGGAUGAAGUUGUAUCAGUAAAGUCCGUCCCGGCUGCCAAGUGCCAUGGAGUUCUCAUUCAGAACUCUCAUUUAUUUGUAAUCUCAUUCGAGGUCACUAAGCACUACAUAUGUGAUAGUGUAUAAGGCACACAAACUACAUAUUACAAAAAUAUCGAUAAAGAAGAAGAGUACAACUUCAGCUAGCAUCCCCAAACAUUUGUGAAACAUCCAAUUCU
Linum trigynum is the source of this 4345-nucleotide messenger RNA. The record is from the annotation of a GenBank genome assembly. NCBI's taxonomy places the organism in Eukaryota, Viridiplantae, Streptophyta, Magnoliopsida, Malpighiales, Linaceae.